GAGCCUUGGCUCGAAAGGGGCGCUCGAGGAGUCGGAAGAGUUGUUUGGCGCCGGCGGGCGCCGAGUUUUGCGCGGCAACGACAUCAGAAGUCGCAAUCGGUCGGGGCGUCCGACCUGGUUCCUGCAGUUUAAGUGAUGGCUCAUGAGGCGAUGGACUGUGAUCUUCAAGUACCAUUAGCUGGUACUACAGAACAGGCUGCUCCAACCGAAGUUACCAGCCAGGGGCCACCUCUCCUCCAGCCUGCCCCAGCUGAAGUGGUCAGCAGCCAAGGAGGAGCACUUGGUCAGCAUGUCCCUGCUGAAGUGGUCAGCAGCCAAGGAGGACUGCCCCUCUUACAGCCUGUGCCACCAGCAUCCAUUGAUUUGACAGAGGAUGCCCAGCUCUCAGAAGGCAAUGUGGAGGCAGUCAAUCCAGGACCUUCAGAAGAGCAUAGACAGGGGUCUGGUGCUAACCAGAGUGUCCGAGCUGCUACGGCAGCUUCUAUGAACAACUUCAUUAGCGGGCUGCAGAGACUUCAUAACAUGCUGGAAUUGCUGAGACCGCCACCUUCAAACCACAGUGUGGGACCAGUGAGAAUGAGGAGAAGAACAGGAUCCAUUUUAAGGGCCAGAAGUGGAGGGUCUCAGAGGCCAGAUGGUGCCAGGUUGAGAACACCAGUGUAUGCCUACUUUCAGGUAAGCAGGUCUCAGCCCUAUGUACCAGCCACUGCUCCUGAUUCACAGACCAGGAAUCCUACAUCAGGAACUGAUUCUGACAGUGAUAGCUCUGCAGAGAAUGAAGAGGUUGUUGUCCAGGCAGAAGAACCUGAAGCUAACAUCCCAGUAGAACACGGAGUUAACUCAGCAGAGCAAGAAGCUACAUCUGUCACAGGAGGUGAAACAGUCCAUGAAGAGAAGUCUCCCCAGAAACCCAACGUUCUAUCUUCUGUGGAUGAUGAAGAAGGGGAAACUUGCACAAUAUGUUUGGAACAGUGGACCAGUGCUGGGGACCAUCGGCUCUCAGCCUUACGCUGUGGGCACCUCUUUGGAUAUAGAUGCAUUUCUAAGUGGCUUAAAGGACAAACACGAAAAUGUCCUCAGUGCAACAAGAAAGCCAAGCACAGUGACAUCGUUGUUCUUUAUGCCCGGACCCUCAGAGCUUUGGACAAUAGUGAACAGGAGCGCAUGAAAAGUGAUUUACUGAAUGAACAAAUGCUCAGGAAGCAGGCAGAAUUAGAAUCUGCACAGUGCCGGCUCCAACUUCAGGUCCUCAUUGAUAAAUGCACCAAACUCAAUAGCCGUGUCCAGGACUUAGAAGCCUUUGUUAUGCAGCAUCAGAAUCAAAUACAGCAACGCAAGGGCUCCCAAGCACUUUGCAAGAAAUGCUUGCCCUCCCACCAGAACCAGCAUAAAUACAGCUUCCAAAAGACCUUUGCAGUAUCUCAGACAGGAAACUGCCGAAUUAUGGCAUAUUGUGAUGUUUUGAGCUGCCUAGUGGUAUCACAACCUUCUCCUCAGACUUCUUUCCUGCCAGGCUUUGGUGUUAAGAUGUUGAGUACUGCCAACAUGAAAAGCAGUCAGUACAUUCCUAUGCAUAGCAAGCAGAUACGUGGAUUAGCUUUCAGCAGUCGAUCCAAAGGCCUUCUACUGUCUGCUUCCUUUGACAACACUAUUAAACUGACAAGCCUAGAAACAAACACUGUUGUGCAGACUUAUAAUACUGGACGUCCUGUUUGGAGCUGUUGCUGGUGUCUUGAUGAAAACAAUUACAUCUAUGCUGGACUGGCCAAUGGUUCAAUUCUGAUAUAUGACCUACGGAAUACAAAUGCCUAUAUACAGGAGUUAGUUCCUCAAAAAGCCAGAUGUCCUUUGGUGUCCCUGUCAUACUUACCCAGAGCUGCUGUGGCUGCAUUUCCUUAUGGUGGGGUGCUGGCUGGAACUUUGGAGAAUGCCUCCUUCUGGGAGUUAAAAACAGACUUUUCUCAUAAGCCUCAUGUGCUUUCCUUGGAGCCAGGGGGCUUUGUGGACUUUCAGACAGAGAGCAACACCCGACACUGUCUCGUGACUUAUAGGCCUGAUAAAAGCCAUAACACCAUACGAACUGUGCUAUUGGAGAUGUCUUACAAACUAGAUGAUGCUGGAGAACCAGUCUGUUCCUGCCUUCCUGUGCAAACAUUCCUUGGGGGCCCCACUUGCAAACUAUUGACCAAAAAUGCCAUCUUCCAAAGCCCAGAGAAUGAUGGUAAUAUCCUAGUAUGUACUGGGGAUGAAGCAUCAAAGUCUGUCCUGUUGUGGAAUGCUGGCAAUGGCUCGUUGCUGCAGGACUUGAAGACUGAUCAACCUGUCUUGGACAUCUGCCCAUUUGAAGCAAAUCAGAGCAAUUAUUUGGCCACCUUAACUGAGAAGGAUGUCCAUUUUUAUAAAUGGGAGUGAGCAUGGUCUUGAGACCCUCCAGACAUGCUGCUGGUUAAUGUUAAGUAUUAUUCUUAGCACCUAGUAGCCCUGAACAAAAUACCUGUUUAUAUGCUGUAACUAGAACUUUUGGAUCAUGGGUUCAUUUGGAUUAGUGUGAUUCUAGGUCACAGAGACACUAAGAUUGUGUAUGCUAUUUGCACCAAAAGAGUACCUUUGUGAAUCUUGCCUGGACCAUUCUUCAUUUAAAUUUUGCAGGUCUUACAGUCCUCUCAGCUGUUAUUUAGGAUCUGAAUAUGCACAUUAUUUUGGGGCUGUGAUACCCAGCCGGCCUGAAUUGUCUUGGGUAGAAUUUGAAUGCUCAACCUUUUAGUAACUUGAUCUCACCCACACCUCUGCGCCAGUGUUUGGCACUUCUUGUGCAGUAUGUGUUGUAUCAACAACAGUUACAUUCCAGGUGUACAUGCCUCCUAGAAUGUUGACAGGUCCAGUGAUGGAGGUGGCUGGUGAGCUAGCUGUAUGUAGAGCCAGUGGCUAAAGCUUGUGUGCAUUAAGUUCAUUGCAUUGUGGGAGGUAAAGAAAAGGACCAGUUGUUGGGGCAAUUGUGAAAGACUUAGCUUUUUCUAGUUAGCUUAGAAUCCUUAGGGGUUUUUAUUCCCCACUAAGCCAGUGGUUAAGGACAUACAGUUCCCAGGUAAAGGCUUCCUUUCCUGUGUGUGAAAUGUCCGAUUCUAAGUUCCUUUGAUUUGCCUUCCAAUAAUUUCUGCAAGUGUUGUUAAUAAAGUGAUUAUUCUCAGGAAGGUAGUAGACCUGGACCUGUGGAUGACAGAAAGGAAGACACUUAGGACUUGUAUUCUGCUGGUCCUGAACUGUCCAGCAUCUAGAGUUAUGCUCAGGUUACAUCUGUCUGCUUCGCCUUAGGCUACUCCAUUAAACCACUGCCUCUAGAACACCUUGUCUCAAGGUGCAGACACCAUGGCCGGUUGCCUCAAAUAUUUGUUGGGGAGGCACUAUCCUGUCCUUUUUAGUAAAAGUUCUGUCCUACGUGUCAAACUCCGGAGCUGUUUUAGAUCUUUAUUACCAGCAGGGAACUGUUAAGGUUAAUUUUCCUAGACUUCGAAGUUGUGGCUAUAUGCAUUCAAUGAAGCCUUCUAUUUGAAGAUACUUAGGGGUUUUGGCUUUGUUUUAAUUUUAAAGCUUUAAAAAUGUCGGCUUCCACAGCUUGGGGAAAAAGCCUCCCUCUUUCCCACGCUUUUAAAAGUAGCUGCCUAGACCUGGAGCUUCAGGGGCAGGAUAGGACUUAAAUUAGAUAGAACUCAGGUAACUUCAGCAGAUGGCCACAGAGAAAGUGCUGGGUGUCAGGUUGGUCUGGGGCAGGGUUAGAAUUUGACUUGCCUUGAAGAAUGUUUAACUAAGGCUGACUGGUUAAGUUUACUACCACAGAAGCUAAAAUAAAUAUUAAGUUUUGCCACAUUUUGCAUUUCCACAGUAAAUUUGGCCAGGGCCUCACACUUGUUGAGUUUUUGCUCUGCUGCUGAGCUGGAUCAGAAACCCAAAUCUGAUUUGGAAGCAGAUUCACAUGAUGGACUUCCCCUCCCCACCCCUACUUGCAGGAACCUUCGUCUCUAGACCCAGACUCUAAUCUUCUUAGCACCAGCAGGAUGUUUGUUUUUAAAUACUAUCAUAAUACUUUGGAAUUUCUGAAUAUUUGCUGUGUUCCAAUGUUUGUUGUAAUGUUAGCAAAAUAAAGGAUUUGCCAUGGAUAACACAAA
Molecule: messenger RNA, 4163 nt
Organism: Arvicola amphibius (Eurasian water vole)
Lineage: Eukaryota; Metazoa; Chordata; Mammalia; Rodentia; Cricetidae
Gene: Rfwd3
Product: ring finger and WD repeat domain 3
Exons: 13
Coding region: 136-2412 (758 amino acids)
Biological process (GO): interstrand cross-link repair; double-strand break repair via homologous recombination; protein ubiquitination
Cellular component (GO): nucleus; site of double-strand break
Molecular function (GO): protein binding; ubiquitin protein ligase activity
Source: RefSeq, a predicted model, not a curated record